Messenger RNA from Cuscuta campestris, 3867 nucleotides. The record is from the annotation of a GenBank genome assembly. NCBI's taxonomy places the organism in Eukaryota, Viridiplantae, Streptophyta, Magnoliopsida, Solanales, Convolvulaceae.
AAGAGCACCUUAUGAACAGUGUUCCCGCCAAAUUAAAUGGACCUGUUUACUGGGCUUAAUUAUGCAAGGUAAUGGGCUGAUAUUUCUGGCCCAUCAAAGAUUUAGUUUACUGUAAAAUGUCAAUUCUGAAGUCCUUGGAUAAAGUGAGCACGGCAGCAGUCCUUGGAGAUUGGGAGCACGCAGCAGCCUUUGGAGUGUGUGCCAUUAAAGCAAUCCUUACUUUUAUCAUUAUUAUCAUGAUUAUUUAUUGAGAGAUGUGCUUGAAUUAAAUAGGUGUAAUAAUUAACAUGAUUCACCAAAUCUUUUUAAACUUCUGCUUGCACAAGACUAUAGUAUAAAUAUGAACUACAUCUUUAAUUUCAAACUCAUUACAAACUUCAUUUGGUUUUUUGCGUAUUUUUGUUUUUUAAUAAUUUUGAAUGCAACCUAUACCAAAAGUUUCUAUUCUCUGCCCUCCAGAGAAUAUGAGUGUAAUGUGUCAUUGAAAAGUGGUGCCAGUAAAAAGAUUAGUCAAAGUGUCAAUCCCCUAGUGGGAUAAUUUUUUGUGGUCACCAUUUAGUGGUACUCUUUUUCGGUCACUGCCCCAUUUAUCAUCAUCAUCACAAAAAGAAAAAUAAAUCAGUGCUGUGUUCCCCUAGUCUGUUCACCAGCGAAAAAAAGAAGUAGAAAAGAUCCGUUAGAGCAGAAGAAAGCGCACGCCCGUGGAGGAGAAGCAAAAAAUUCCAACGACUGUUCAAUCAUCCGCUGCCGGCGCUCUCAAUUUCAUUCCUCUGCGGAAUAGGUAAGUCGAAUCUAGACAUUAGAUUCGCCCAGGUACACAACUCUUUAUCCCUUUGCUUUCGUAGCAUUUUUUUAGGGUUGUUUAAUUCCACUUCAUUAUUUCCGAUUGCCUAAUUCCACUAUAGUUUGUGCUCGUGUGAAAGAACAACGGGAUUGUGUAAGCAAUUUUUUCUAACAUAAUAAUCUUGGGUUGUUCGUGCGAUUGCUUCAAACACGUGAGCCAAAUUCGGAAAAAUUUAGGCCAAAUUCUACGUGCCUCUGUGUUGUUGAUUUUUUCAGUUUUUAUUCUCUUUUGUGGGUUUUUUCUCCUUUGUGGUGAUUUUUUUAUUAUUUUUUCUCCUUUGUGGUUAUGUCUACUAUGAAUCAGUAUGUUUUGACUCCUUUUAAUGGAAAAACUGAUUUUAGUAUUUGGAAACAAAAAUUGAAGUUUGUUCUUGUUCAUCAAAAAGUUUAUAGGGCUGUUAGUGAUUCAUAUCUAGAAACAGACGCUAAAGAGAAAAAAGUUGAAAUGAAUGAAAUUGCAUGUUCCAUAAUUUACUUGAACUUGACUGACUGUGUGAUCAGAAAAGUUGGUAUUUUGGAAUGUGCUAAAGAUAUUUGGAAUAAACUUGAUGAACUUUAUACUAAAACUUCUUUGUCAAAUAAGAUUUUCUUACUUGAAAAAUGUUUCAUGUUUAGAUUGGAUAUGUAAAGACAUAGAAGAAAAUCUAGAUGUUUUUUCACCAAACUGAUUUCUGAUAUUAAAUUAACCGGUGAUAAACAUAUUGACGACUACACCCCUAUUGCUCUUUUGAAUGCUAUUCCCGAAUCCUACAGUGAUGUUAAAUCUGCAAUUAAAUAUGGUAGGGAUAAUAUUUCUCUUGAUGUUGUUGUGAAUGGUCUCAAGAGUAAGGAAUUAGAGUUGAAAAAUUCUAAGAGUGAUAAAAAUUCUGGGGAGGUUAUGCAUGUGAGGGGUAGAACUUUGAAUAAAUUUCAAAACCAUAAACAUGCUAACAAUGAUAACUCAAAUGUGAGAAGAUUCAACCAGAGAAGGGGUAAGUCUAGAUCCAAAUAAAAAACAAGAAAAUGCUAUAAUUGCAAUGAAUAUGGUCACCUUAGUAAUAGUUGUUCUAAGCCUAAGAAAAUUCAGCAAAAAGAUCAUGCUAAUAUGGCUAGUGAAUCAAACAACUUUGGUGAUGUGCUAAUGAUAAAAGAUUAUGCUUAUUUGAACUCUGUGCUAUCGGAUUAUCUGUGUGAAUCUGAUUGGCUAGUUGAUUCUGGUUGCACCUUUCAUAUGUCACAAUUUAAAAACCUUUUUCAAACUAUCAAGAGCUUGAUAAUGGUAUUGUGUCCAUGGCUAAUGAAAAGAAAUGCAAAGUUUUUGGAAUUGGAGAUGUGUGUCUUAAAUUUAACUCUGGAUCUAUUGUGAACUUAAAGAAUGUUAGACAUGUUUCUGAUUUGUCUUAUAAUUUGCUUUCUUGUGCAUCUCUUGAAAGUGAGGGUUUUGAGGGAAAAUGGGGGAAAUGUGUUAUGAAAAUCAUGAAGGGUUCAAUCGUUGUUUUCAAAGCUGAAAAGAAAAAUAAUUUGUAUGUGUACAAAGCUGAACCUGUUUGUGAGCAUGCAAAUUCUGUGGUUGAUAAUUCUGUUCUAUGGCAUAAACGAAAUGUUGUUUUCAAUGAAAAUAAUUUUCCUUGUUUGUCCUUGCCUAUUCCCAAUGUUGAAAAUGUGGCUCCAAAUGAGGUGGAGCAAUUGCCUGUUAUCAUUCCUACUUAUGUGCAUGUAGAAACUAAUGAACAUGUUGAUGAUUCACACACUAAUGAAGAUGAGACUAUUUCUAAUGAGGCGGAGCAUGAUAGUGUAGAAUCACAUAGUUCGACUCUUCCUGAGUUAUUUUUGGCAUGCUUUGUGAUGUUGCCUAGUCUUCGUGACUUGAGAGUACUUAGUGAACUCUCCACCACUACGUGUGUUCUCAUUUGUUGAUUACACAUUUAGUGGUUAUUAUGCUAUGAUGAGUCCCGCGGUUCCUUGUCAAACUAUGUGCACUACUUUGGGCCAAAGGUGGAGAUUGUUAAUUUAUUUGGGGUUGGCCCAAACAUAUUAAUAAUAUUUGACACCCAACCCAGCAGCCCAUUUACUCAAGCCCAACCUUUAUUCCUAACCUAAGCCCAUCUACCUAGAAAGGAUUCAUGCCAAUAUUGGAAAGCUAUGAUCAAAGUUAGAGAGGUUUUUAGACCAAUGCCAACAAGCAAAAACUACAAAGUGAAGGAGGGGUAUAACUGGCUCCAGGCUGAAGGAGCUAAACCACUAUGGACAAAAUGGGUGUGGAAUAAAUUCACACCACCCAAAUUUCAGGUAGUGAUAUGGCUGUACAUGCGUGGAAAACUGCAGACUAAAGAUCGAUUGGGGAGAUUCCUACCUGUGGAUAUGAGAUGUGGAUUGUGUGAAGAGGAGAAUGAAACGGCCAAGCACCUAUUCUGGGACUGUAAAUAUGCAAAGUGGGUGAUGCAGCAAGUGUUUGAUAGAUAUAACAUCUUGUUCCAAGCUAAUAGCGUAGAGGAGAUGGAAGAUACAAUGAUGAAAGGAAAGGGAAAUACCACAAAGAUGAAGAUUGCAGCUAUAUGGGUAGCGUGUCUUUACAGUAUUUGGAGAGCUAGAAACAAAAUAGCUCACAAAAACAGGUGUACGGUAGAGGAGGCUAGAGACUAUGUUAUUAGCUAUAUAAAUUUUUAUUUUAUGUAUAAAAAAGUAAGGUAGAUGAUUGUGGUUAGAAGUCUGAUGAGUGUGUACAAAACUUUGGAGUUAGUAAUGAAUUGAGUGUUUUUGGUUAAAAAAAAGCUUAGCUACUAAAUCUCCACUAUAAAUUGAGGCUUCCCUUUUGAGUUUUUAACCGUGCAAAAUAAACUCCUUUCUCUCUUUGUGAGACUUCCGUGUGGGUUUCUUUCUUCCUUUGUGAGUUGAUCUCUGUUUUUCUCCGUUUCUUUGUGAGUGGAGUGUGGCGAGGUUGGGUUGGGGUGUUGCUCCUUUUGGUACCCUUGUAGUGCACAACUACGGACCGAUUUUUACGGGUGACCUGAGCCUAAUCGGAAUAAAUAAAUACACAUAACAGUU